AUCAAAUCGCACGUGCACGCGAACUUCGAGGCGGAGAAAGCCAAGAUCGUUACCGAAAAUCUCUUCGCGAGACCGCGCGUGCCCGCAAAAAUAAAAGAAGUGUGGUAAAACACAAAACUGAAUCAAUUUCUGUGCAGAGGCAGCCGGAAUUAUGCCUCGCCAGCUUCGCCGUCGUCUUGCUGUGCAUUGAAAUCGAAAUCGAGUCCAAUGACCAGCUCUCGAGCUGGUGCUUAAGAAAGAGUUUUGCACUUUGAAACAGCCUUAGCCGGUCAACGAGCAGGCCUUGACCCAAAGCCCAGAAGAGUUCAAAGAUUCCGCUCCUUAGCCCAGUUAUAUAAUCGCAGUUGCAAUUGCAAUUAAAACUAAAAGUACCGUGAAUUUGCAAAAAAUAAGUAAAAAAAAGGAAAAAUAUGUGGUCAAAGUGUGUGAGGAAACCGAAAAGUGCAGACUUUUGGCUGCAGCUGCUCUGCGUGAGUUUUACACUCUCCCGCCUGGAAUUCGCCGCUGGCCAAAAUGCUGGAGUUGUGGCCGCGGCAGUGGCGGCGGGUCAAAACCAGACGCAGGUCUAUGUGACAGAUUCUUGCCUGCAGAAACCAUAUCGCUGUCCACAUCCGAAGAUCCAGUUCUAUUUGUACACGCGACGCACCCAGGAGCAGCCGGAGUUCAUAGAUGUCCUCGAUGCGAACGCGCUGUACUACACGCACUUCAAUCCCCGGCAUCCCACGAAGAUUAUAAUCCAUGGCUUUGGCGGCGGUAGAACCCUGAGUCCCAGUCCGGAUCUUCGGGAGGCCUACUUCAGUGUGGGCGAGUAUAACAUAAUCAUUGUGGACUAUGCCGAUGCUGUGAAGGAACCCUGUCUGAGUCAGAUGGACUGGGCUCCUCGGUUUGGCAGCCUCUGCAUCUCGCAGCUGGUCAAAUACCUUGCUCGUCAUCCGCGUGGAGUUCAGCCGGAUGAUCUGCACUUCAUCGGAUACAGUGUGGGUGCCCACAUCGCCGGAUUGGUGGCCAACUAUUUGAAGCCCGAGGAGGGAAAGCUGGGCAGGAUCACCGCCCUGGACCCAACGAUAUUCUUCUAUGCGGGGGCAAAUAACUCCAGGGACUUGGACACUACGGAUGCCCACUUUGUGGAUGUCGUCCACACCGGAGCUGGAAUCCUUGGUCAGUGGCACUCUAGUGGUCAUGCGGACUUCUAUGUAAACGGAGGCACCAGACAGCCAGCUUGCGUGGGAUCAGCCACUUUGUUUCAAACCUUGGCCUGUGAUCACACGAAAGUAACGCCGUACUUUAUCGAAUCCAUAACGACGACUCGGGGAUUCUAUGCAGGUCCUUGUCCCAACUUGUUCUCCUACCUGAUAGGCUGGUGUGAGCCCAAAGACUCGGAAUAUGUCCUGAUGGGAGAACACUGUUCUCACAAAGCCCGAGGGAAUUAUUAUGUGACCACCAAUGCAAAGGCGCCCUUUGCUCGAGGAUUUCCGGGCAAAGGUCGAUCCAAUGGGGAAUACCAGGGAGUGAGGAGAUAGUGCUCUUCAACUUGUCGAAGUCGUAAAUUGAAUUUUGUAUUUAUUUGUAUUUGAGCCGCCUGGACCUAUGCAUCUUUUACACCGUAGCACUCAUGUGAUUUUAGCUUGUUUCCUAAUUGAUACCUAUUUAUUUCUUAAUAUUGUUAUUAGCUCUAACUUCAGCCAUUUUUUGUUGGGGGCUGGGAAUGGACCGAGUACCAAUCUCAAGUGUUCCGGGACUUGUACAAAUAAAU
Messenger RNA from Drosophila rhopaloa, 1753 nucleotides. Its product is annotated as phospholipase A1 member A. The record is from RefSeq and is a predicted model, not a curated record. Gene Ontology annotation, biological process: lipid metabolic process. Gene Ontology annotation, molecular function: lipase activity. The coding region runs from base 411 to 1520 and encodes 369 amino acids. NCBI's taxonomy places the organism in Eukaryota, Metazoa, Arthropoda, Insecta, Diptera, Drosophilidae. The transcript has 4 exons.